CCCCCGCGCCCGCUCCGGCGCGCUCCGGGCAGGUAGAGCCGGGCUCCGGGCGCGCGCGGGGGCCGCAGCAGCUGCUACCCCACCUCGCCUCGGCCCUGCGCAGAGCCUCGCGCGCCCAUGGCUGGCUCGGAGCAGCAGCGGCCGCGGCGGCGGGACGACGGAGACUCGGCGGCGGCGCCCCUGCAGGACGCGGAGCUGGCCCUAGCCGGCAUCAACAUGCUGCUCAACAACGGCUUUAGGGAGUCGGACCAGCUUUUCAAACAAUACAGAAAUCGUAGCCCAUUAAUGAGUUUUGGAGCCAGCUUUGUCAGUUUCUUGAAUGCCAUGAUGACAUUUGAGGAAGAAAAAAUGCAGUUGGCAUGUGAUGACUUAAAAACCACAGAAAAGCUGUGUGAAAGUGAAGAGAUUGGAGUAAUUGAAACAAUCAAGAAUAAAAUUAAGAAGAAUGUUGAUGUCCGAAAAUCCACCCCUUCUAUGGUUGAUCGGCUUCAGAGGCAGAUAAUCAUAGCUGACUGUCAAGUUUACUUGGCUGUGCUCUCAUUUGUAAAGCAAGAAUUGUCAGCAUAUAUAAAAGGUGGGUGGAUCCUUAGGAAAGCCUGGAAGAUUUACAAUAAAUGCUAUUUGGACAUCAAUGCCCUCCAGGAGCUGUAUCAGAAGAAGCUAACGGAAGAGCCCUUGACUUCUGACGCUGCAAAUGAUAAUCACAUUGUGGCUGAAGGGGUGUCUGAGGAGUCUCUAAACAGACUGAAAGGUGCUGUGAGCUUUGGAUAUGGCCUUUUUCACCUUUGCAUAUCCAUGGUGCCCCCAAACCUGCUCAAAAUCAUCAACCUGCUGGGUUUUCCUGGAGACCGCCUACAGGGGCUUUCUUCACUGAUGUAUGCAAGCGAAAGUAAGGACAUGAAGGCCCCUUUAGCUACAUUAGCGCUGCUCUGGUAUCAUACUGUGGUCCGCCCGUUUUUUGCCCUGGACGGCAGUGAUAACAAAGCAGGCCUGGAUGAAGCGAAGGAAAUUCUUCUCAAAAAAGAAGCUGCUUAUCCAAAUUCUUCCCUCUUUAUGUUUUUCAAGGGACGCAUACAACGAUUAGAGUGUCAAAUCAACAGUGCCUUGACUUCCUUCCAUACUGCUCUGGAACUUGCAGUAGACCAGAGAGAAAUCCAACAUGUGUGUCUGUAUGAAAUUGGUUGGUGCAGCAUGAUAGAGCUGAAUUUCAAGGAUGCAUUUUACUCCUUUGAGAGGCUAAAAAACGAGUCCCGGUGGUCCCAGUGCUAUUACGCCUAUUUAACCGCAGUUUGUCAGGGAGCCACCGGUGAUGUGGACGGGGCACAGAUUGUCUUUAAAGAAGUUCAGAAACUCUUCAAAAGGAAAAACAAUCAGAUUGAACAGUUCUCAGUGAAAAAGGCAGAGAGAUUUCGGAAACAAACCCCAACCAAAGCGCUGUGCGUGCUGGCGUCCAUUGAAGUGUUGUACUUGUGGAAAGCCCUCCCCAACUGCUCCCUCCCCAACCUACAGAGGAUGAGUCAAGCUUGCCAUGAAGUGGAUGAUUCAUCUGUCGUUGGAUUAAAGUAUUUGUUUCUUGGUGCCAUACACAAAUGUCUAGGGAACUCAGAAGAUGCUGUCCAGUUCUUUCAGCGAGCUGUUAAAGAUGAGUUGUGUCGUCAGAAUAACUUAUAUGUUCAGCCAUAUGCUUGCUAUGAACUUGGCUGUCUUCUGUUAGACAAACCAGAGACUGUAGGAAGAGGCAGAAGUCUCCUUCUUCAAGCAAAGGAGAAUUUCUCUGGCUACGACUUUGAAAACAGAUUGCAUGUCCGCAUCCAUGCUGCUCUGGCUUCGAUGAGGGAAUUGGUUCCUCAGUGACAGACCCGAAGUUCCCGCUCUGUCCCUCCCCACACAGGUUCUGCACUUUAAAAAUAGAGGACACAGCUCUUAUGAAGAUCAGCUUUUCUUCUGAAAACCACCUGGGCCUGGGACACAUUUUCUCAGUUAGGUUGAUGUAUUAAAGAUCUCCUCUUUUAAACACAUAGCUAAAAAGUAAUAAUGAUGAUGAUAAUAGUAAUAAUAACUAACCACCCGGGGAGAGGGUUAAGUGACCUUGUUCAAACAUUUUAGUUUUGUGAUUUAUUAUUUUUAAAAUAAAAUUCAACUAAAUAUUCAACCUGCAAUCUUGUAGGAAUGCCUACUUGAAGCACACAUCUGACUGGGUAACACUAAGAGGUACCUGUAAAAUUAUUAACAGUAUCAUGACAUAGCACUUAUAUUGUGUUUUGAAAAAAUAAAAGUGCUUUCUAGUGUUUUACUUUAUCCUCAAACUAUUUCUGAGAAUGACAUAGCACAGAUGUCUCCAUUGUCCAGACAAUGAAACUCAGUCACAAAAAGGCUAAUUGACUUACUGCAAUUAAUUAUUCCUGUUACUAUGGAGUAAUGAAUAGAAUGCAAGUCUCCUGACCACAGACCGAAUAUUCUUUCAUUGUAAAAAAUAUAUAUAUGUUAAUAACCCAGGAUUCCAUGUUUUCUUAUUAAAAAACAAAUACUCUUCAGCUGAAGUUGUCAUCCUUAUCUCCAGAUUGUCUACAAAAAUGUUUCAAAGGACAGACACUUUUAUUCCUUUGACAGCCAAUCAAGUGAAAGCAAAGAAGAUAGUUUUACAACCUAAAGUAUAGCUAUUUUGCUAAGUUAUUAGAAGACCUAGUCUAUAGACUGGAUAAAUAAUACCUACAUUUUUGGUGUUUCCUUUUCUUUAUGAUAAAAUUGUCUAAUUACCAAUUUUUGGAAAUCUUUCAACAAAUUACUUGAAAAGGUUAUUCUUGAAUGAACAUAGAUUCUUUUGCCUCAGAAUAUUUGCUGAUGAAGGAUUCACUGGACUGUCUGUUGCCAGGAUUUAAUCAUUUUCCCCUUAGCUCAGGUUAUUGAUAUUGUAAACAGUUCAAAGUUAUUUUUUAAUCCUUCGUUGCUAAUUUUUAUUGUCACCUAAUUUACCUCUUUGUUCAGUACUGCACACCUGUGGUUUUGAAGACUCUAAAUACCUCAGACACUUAAGAAUUUCUGUCAUAAUUGUGUGACUAACCUGGCUCAAAUCUUAAGGUUAGAUAUUUUUUUAAAUUUACGUUGCAAUAAAGAAUAUCAUCUUGGGGUGUCA
This is a messenger RNA of Balaenoptera musculus (blue whale), 3133 nucleotides long. It is a transcript of the gene TTC39C, whose product is annotated as tetratricopeptide repeat domain 39C. The record is from RefSeq and is a predicted model, not a curated record. Gene Ontology annotation, molecular function: protein binding. The transcript is spliced from 14 exons. NCBI's taxonomy places the organism in Eukaryota, Metazoa, Chordata, Mammalia, Artiodactyla, Balaenopteridae. Gene Ontology annotation, biological process: cilium assembly; otolith morphogenesis. Bases 118 to 1854 code for a protein of 578 amino acids.